Felis catus (domestic cat) is the source of this 2048-nucleotide messenger RNA. RefSeq names its product shieldin complex subunit 3 (gene SHLD3). The transcript has 2 exons. Lineage: Eukaryota; Metazoa; Chordata; Mammalia; Carnivora; Felidae. Bases 1212 to 1967 code for a protein of 251 amino acids. The record is from RefSeq and is a predicted model, not a curated record. Gene Ontology annotation, biological process: positive regulation of double-strand break repair via nonhomologous end joining; positive regulation of isotype switching; negative regulation of double-strand break repair via homologous recombination.
UUUCACGAACCUGACUGCGUUUAGUCUGUUUUCUGUUCUCUCGCUAGUUCUCGAAGCCUUUGCCACCUAGGCCUGGUCCCGGGGAUGUAGGCCUCGUCCUUCGUAAACACCAUUAGUUCCUGCAUUCUUGCUGUGUCCUUCGGCGCCGAGAGGAAGGAAGCAGUUUUUCUUCUUUGCUUUUUAAGUUUGAGAGACUUAUGUUGCAUUCCUCUAGAAUGUAAUAGAUACCCGAUAAAUCACUCGUUGUGUUAUAUGCUGUUUGCAGUAACCAGACCGGUUUUAGUCAGAGAAGUUAACGUCCCUAGAGCCCUGUGAGCCAAGAUGAUGUACAGUAGGCAUCUCCGGUGAUUUUUCCUCGUCUCUUAUGUCUUUGUGUAGCACUGACGAAGUUACCAGUCUUCAGUUUGAUCAGCAAAAUUAGUCUAGUUUUAGCAGUGCCAAGGGUUUUGAGACACAUAGUACAACAACGUAUAAUUUAGAUUUGCUAUAGCUUAUUGCAGUUUACUUCAAAGUAGUGUGGAUGUGGGAAAAUUGAUGUCAGCUUUCGUUUUCUGUACACAGCAGAAAAUUUGGAGUAAGUUUGAUGGUGUAAUUGUAUUAUUAUUUAGGGAAAACGAACAGGGCAGAGUUUUCUGGAAUUACUGUUUUCUGAAAACCUUUUAUUUAAAAUGCUUUCAGCUUUAUUUCAUCUGUUUUCUACUUCCCCAAACGCACUUCUUAUUUCUUGGAUGCUCUACUGUGUGGUUUCCAAUAACUUCUUGAACUGAGCUGAGAAGAGAUUGGAUAGACAUUUGAAUUCAGUUGAAUUUCGCUUACCUUCUUUUGGCAUCCAUUUUGACGGACCAUUAUCUUGUACACAGUUAUGAUGUAGGCAUUAAACAUUCCAGAAGCUCAGCCGUCUCAUUUGUAACAUAAAAUCAUAUACUGAUAGCUCGGUUUAAUAAAUCUGUCUCUGACUAUAGAGCUGAAAAACAACAAUAUUAAUAUAGAUAUAUGACCUGUAAGCUGAGCCUGAGCAAAUGAGUUACACUGAGAUGGGUUCUUUCUGGAGAAAAAGGAAAAGAAACUGUCAUGUUCUUUCUUAAUCCCAUAUCAAGUCCUGAUUCCCUCUGAUUUGGAAAGAAAGUCUUGUAAUUAUAAAUUACAUUCUAGCGCUGAGGAGCACAUCUAAGAAAUUUUCUCUUCAUUAAGAGUGACUGGAUUACUGCAGAAUGACUACAGAAGUAAUAUUACAUUAUCGACCAUAUGAGAAUGAUCCCACACAACUGUCAAAAAUUGCAGAGAAAGCACUUCAAGACUUUCCUACACGUCCACUAUCAAGAUUUAUUCCUUGGUUUUCUCAUGAUGGGUCCAAACUUCCACUCAAACCUAAAAGAUCACCACCUGUGAUUUCUGAAGAGGCAGCUGAAGAUGUGAAACUGUACUUAACCAUUUCAGAACAUGAUGUUAAAUCACAGAGUUACGAUUGCACAAUAGAUCUUUUGGAAUUUCAACCUAAUUUAAAAAAAGAAAAGCACUUAAUCCAGUCAUACACACUGAAUGAACAGACUAAUUCUGGAAAUCUAGAUAAGCAGUCAGAAAAGGGAAGACAGCAUAAGAAGAGGUUUUGGAGUGUUUCACUUCCCAAUAGUAAUUGCACUGAAAAUAUUUUUCCUUUGUCUAAAAAAUUGCAAGAUAGUUUAAAGGCACUGAAUUUGCAUUCACUUUAUAGGGCAAGAUGGACUAUAGAGCACACUAUUUGUAACAACCAAACUCUGGAAGACAUUUGGGCAAAACUCAAUCAAAUUAUCAGGCACAAUGAACUUCCAUCUUGUAAUGCUACAAUUCAGAGACACUUAGACCAAAUAUGGGUGUUCUGUGAUAUUAUGUACUGUGAAUAUGUGGGAAAUCUUCUUAAAGGUAGAUUAGCUCUUACUGGGAAAAUGAAUUUAUGUGUACGUAAAUAUGGUGUUAUUUUUAGUAUGUAAUGAAUUCCACUGAUUGUGAAAGAGAAGAAUAUCCUGAAUGAACUGUGAUCUGAAAUCAAUAAAUUUUUAUGAGUUUUUAAA